This is a messenger RNA of Lineus longissimus, 675 nucleotides long. RefSeq lists its product as uncharacterized. Gene Ontology annotation, biological process: mannosyl-inositol phosphorylceramide biosynthetic process. Lineage: Eukaryota; Metazoa; Nemertea; Pilidiophora; Heteronemertea; Lineidae. The transcript has a single exon. The record is from RefSeq and is a predicted model, not a curated record. Gene Ontology annotation, molecular function: mannosyltransferase activity. The coding region runs from base 1 to 675 and encodes 224 amino acids.
AUGAGAGCAGACACCUUUAGGUAUCUCGUUUUGGACGAUAUUGGCGGCUUGUAUGCGGAUAUUGACUAUGAAUCGCUGCGCCCAAUAGACAAUUUCACCUCCAAUCAUAGCUGUAUAGUUUCCCAGGAGCCUUUAGAGCACGCGUAUCUUCUUUACGACAAGGAUAGAUUUUGUUGCAAUGCUAUCAUCGCAGCCGCUCCGGGGCACCAGUUUUUCAAAUGGCUGAUCGGGGAGCUGCCAAAAAUAGCGAAAAGCAUACCAAAGAAUGAUGUACAGAGAAAAACUGGGCCGGCGAUGUUGGACAAAGCUGUCCAGGAUUAUGCGCGGAUAUAUUUAAAUGGCGACGUUUCAAAAGAUCGAGAGCUCUAUGUUGCAGCUCAGAAGGAACUUAUGCCUCAAUUCGAUAUCAAACAAUGGUAUGCAUUCAAUGCAAAAUGUCGGCAAAGGUCGCUUUAUCAGGGUGUUAAGAGACGUAUAUGCGAAGAACUUCAGACUUUACAGUACCAAAAUCGACCGCUAGCUGACGCGUUUUCUAACCACCAUUGGGUUCACUUUUGGGGGCCAGAUUUUGAAAACGGAUACGGUCAACUUGUCAGUAUUGAUGACAUUGCUCCCUAUCGCGUUAAUGUCACAGAUUAUGUUAUGAAGAUGCCUCGCAGAAGUGAUAAGACAUGA